Mycena citricolor is the source of this 5271-nucleotide messenger RNA. The record is from the annotation of a GenBank genome assembly. Lineage: Eukaryota; Fungi; Basidiomycota; Agaricomycetes; Agaricales; Mycenaceae.
GGGACGCGUACGCGUUUUGAUGGAUCUGUGUGCACAUAUUGUGACGACAUCCAGUGGACUCCUCCACGCCAUAUGCAUCGCAUCAUCUAUGCCGACGAGCGAACUGUCCGAUGCCCUCAACCCGCAUGCAGCUCAUUCCAGACCUAGAAUCCAUGCUGCGAAUAGUGCCCAGACAUCUACACCCACGUCCACUCCGACCUUGUCUAAUCAGUCUUCACCGCAACUUCGAAGUGAGCUUGAACAUGCAAUAAGCGAACCAGUGCCGCAGCCAAGGUGCUCUGACAGCAGUGCAAGAGCUAGUUGCGUUGGUCGCGUCAACUCGACAGGCCCAUGAUCUUGAACGGACGCGUCGCCUCGCUUGGGAGCAGGAGCAGGAGGCGAAAUACGUUCAAAGACAAGUGGAGAUGGAGAGUAAACUGCUUGAAAUGCGGAACGAGAUCUCCCAGCUGAAGGCACAUCUGAGCCCGAACCGCUCUCCUCUGUUUUCCGUCGCUGUAGAGGUCCCGCCAACCAUUCCUACGCGACCUCGAAUUCAGUCUCAAAUCCAACAGUCUUCCCCGGUCUCUCCUCACGCGAUGUCUUCCCAUCCGGCACAGUUUGUACAAGGCUCUUCGCGCCAGCAUCUGCUCGGCAAUGCCACACACUCUCCCUCGGCGACAGCUUCCCCCAAUUAUCCCUCUCCACUUUCGUUUGAGCCUGUUACUCCAGACCUCCCUCCGAUGCUCGCAACCUUAUCGUCCAGCACUCAUCACACCCAGGAACAUCGGCCUCGCGGGAGAAAACGGUCCCGUGCCGAAUGCAGCAGUGAAGAUGAUCGCGAUGCUGGAAGCUCGUCAUCGCGCUCGCGAUCUAGACCAAGGCGACUAGACCAUAGAGAUAAGCGUAUUCUUACCAUUCACCGUGCCAUGCGAGAACACUUUCUUCUUCUCAUGGAGAUGGCUGACGACAAGAACCUCCCUGACGGGCAUCAAGAAGGAGACCACCUGGAACCCUCAGACCCUGUUCGAUUUGUAUGGGAUAAAACAAGCAAGCAGUCGGCUCACAAUGGCCGGAUGAAAGCACGCAUUACAGACGACAUCAGGGAACGUCGGCGGAUGUAUAAGCAUGUCCCUGAACGAGAAUUCAACAAGAAGGUCGUAGACGCUGCGUUCGAGCAAGCGUUCACAACUUUCCGUCAGAAGUUCCGAGCUCAGCGUGAUGUGGAUGCUGCUAUGAGGCUGAAGGACCGAGAGGAUGCCAAGGCCAGAAAAGCGAGGCACCUCCAUCGACGAAACACGAAAUUGAGCAACCGUGCGAAUGCGCGGCUAAAGCUAAACGAUUUCCAUGAUACGACCUAUGACGCGGCAAUGCAAGUGGAGUGCAUGUCUUCCGAAGAGUCGGACUUUGACGGUGACCCUGGCGGACCACGGAGUUCUGGCCCUCUCACCGCGCGGGGCUAUGCCUGGCGUAGUGCACGAUUGUUACGCUUUUACGAACUCCUGGACGCCGAAGACGCCGCCGAUGCCGAGAAUCGCCCGAAGCGUGGGGCUGGCCGACGUGAGCGGUACACCGGACCUCAUAAAGAAGAUUCUCCGCUUCCUCCUAAAGGAAUUUCCCGCUGGAUGAUCAGCAAGCAUUGGCUUGCAAACACCCGCGAAUCGAAUGCUGAUAUCGAUGAUGUUCUCAAAUCUCUGGUCUCCGAUGACCGAGAAAUCGAGACGGAUGUGUUGGGUGUAGAUUCUGAUGAAGAGAGGGACGAAGGGGGUGUACCACCGACUGUCGGUAACUCUCGCGAAACAAUUGCUGAGCCCUCAGAACUACGUCAGCAAGCUCCUCCGCCCAAUCAUUUCAGUACUUCUUCCCUUAGUUCUGCGCUUGUGUAGCUAAUUCGACUGCGGCCAUGUCAAAUGUCGUGUCAUUUUAUCUGAUAAGAUUCGUCAGCCCGUGGCAACCCGCGUAAGCCUCCAAUGUCAUCACCUGUACUUAUACUCUGAGAUCCGCCCAAUGCUUGUACCGAACUUGUCCCUCACCGUCGUCUUCGUCGUCGCCCUAAGAUUUUGUCUGCCGGAUCUAUACAUAUUGCUCUCAUGACUUUGAACAAACCCAACGUUGUCGUGGUCGGCGGCAGCUAUGUCGGCUUGAAGUUCGUUGAUUUGAUCGCGGCAGAGGUUUCUGAAACGCACAACACGAUACUCAUAGAGAAGAAUUCACACUUCGAGCACCUCUUUGCAUUCCCUAGAAUCAGCAUUGUGCCUGGAUUUGCGCACAAAGCAUAUAUCCCUUACACCAGCGCGUUCCACGCCUCGCCCUCCGGCUCCACCUCCGUAGUGCAUGGUGUCGUCGCCCAGGUUCUCCCCGAUAGAGUCGUGCUGGAUUCAGGGGACUCGAUACCGUACGAAUAUCUGGUCAUCGCGACAGGAACAGGACUGUAUCCGGCGCGUGCACACAACAAGGCAGAGGAGGUGGAGUUCCAGGAAGCUUUGCAAAGACGCGUGAAAGACGCGUCUGAGGUUGUGGUCAUCGGCGGAGGCGCUUCUGGAAUCCAGACUGCGACGGAUGCAAAAGAAUUCUAUCCCUCCAAAAACAUUACACUCGUGCAUUCGCGCGACCAGUUGAUGAAUCGGUUCCAUCCUGAAUUGCAUUCGCUCGUCUCGAAAAAGCUCGAAUCAUUAGGAGUCAAAGUCGUACUAGGCCAACGGGUCGAGCUACCCGCUUCUGGCCGAUAUCCGGUGACAGGUCCUUCUUACAGUAUUGGACUGGCGGAUGGAACGCAAUUGCACGCUGAUGUCGCCAUUUCGUGCACAGGCGCGGUUCCCAUGAGCUCUCUGAUCACAUCACUCUCGCCUGAUCUCAUUGAUGAGUACAAAUACAUCCGUGUGAAGCCCACGAUGCAGGUCCAGGAUGAGAGGUUUCCAAACGUCUUUGCUGUGGGUGACGUUGCUGGGACCGGCGCAAACAAGAAUGCGCGAUCUGCCUUUGGACAAAUCGAAGUCGCUGUCAAGAACAUCAAAUCAUUGAUCGCUGGCGAAGCUGCGACAGCUGAAUACGUGGCUGGUCCUUUUGGAAUACACAUGACCACAGGCUUGUGGUCCUGGAUUCUCUUCAGAGACCCCACAGGCCCCGAUCAGCAGCCGCAUGUUGACCUGCAGGAUACAUCCAACUUCAUAGGGACGCCAGAGGAAACUGGAAAAUUGCAAAUGGGCUGUGGAAGACUUUGGGAAGCGAGAGCACCUCGAUUGGCCGAUUAUCAUCUAUAGAAUGUAGUUCUAACGCGCUAAUACAAAUCACGCGUUAUCCGGACAUCUUUCACGUGAUCGCGACUCAAUUGAUGACACCUACCACAUACUCUGCUAAGUACUCCCAUGUCAGAAACUGGUAUGGUCUCUCCAACAUUAUAGGACACUGAUGGAGAGGUGUAGAACAGCCCAGAGUACCAAUGUUUCCCAGGCAUCGUCUAGCUUCCACCUUUCUAGGGCUCGAGAAUAUGUCGAACUUCAUGAUCAAGUGCAAACUAGCGUCAACCUCCUCGACUCGCUCGAAACGUUUCUAUCCACAUUCCAAAAAGACCUCUCCGCAGUGUCCGGGCAAAUAUCGGACCUGCAAGACCGGAGCAAGGAUAUAGAAAAUAGGCUCAAGAGCCGAAGGAAAAUAGAGAAACCACUUUCGAAUCUCAUCACAGACAUCAUCAUCCCACCACAUCUUGCCGCGCUCAUUCUGGAUUCGGAAGUGGGAGAGCACUGGAUACUGGGCAUCGAGGAGUUUGAAAGACGGCUGGAGACAGCGAAGCACCGCACGCGUGUCAAGGCCGCCCGCGAUCUUGGAGAAGUGAUCGAAGGAUUGAGGAUAGUGGCCGCGACAAAGCUUCGUGCCUUCUUCCUCGCAUUAUUCCAGCCCAUAAGAUCCAAUGUCACGACUAACAUGCAAGUCAUGCAGACAUCGGUUCUCAUCAAAUUUAGGCCACUGUUCGCGUUCCUCCAGCGGCAAGCACCAACAGUGGCGAAUGAGGUGCAGCGGUCCUACGUCGGCGCUGCGCGUCUGUACUAUGAGACCGGAUUUCGGAGAUACGCGAGAAGUUUGGGCUGGGUGAAGACCCGCACCCUAGAGAAACUAGAGACCAUAGUCGUGAGCGGGGACACAACGAGCGACCCCGAUCGGCUAGCGUAUGCCAAACUAGAAGGGCCUCCAGUCACACUCGCUUUCCUUGCAGACGACAAGAACUUUAAAGCACCUCUUGAAGCACUAGUGCGAUCGCUUCUUCUGGUCUUCAUGGAUAACUCUACAGCCGAGUACACGUUCAUCUCGACGUUCUUCACAUCUGAGCCGCUGUUCGACACGAAGGAAGAGACUGAAGCGCUUUCCCCAUGCUGCUAUCACCAGCGGUUGCCAGCAGGCGGUUGUCCGUCGCGGGUUCAGAGUUGGGUGGUCCGGCCCGCCACAGGCAUCGUGCGUCCAGUGUGAUCAGUGCGAAUGGGAUGCAAUCUUUGGCUUCACUCGCAGCUUCUGUCAAGGAGGAACAGGCUUCGAUGGACGCAAUUUGGAAGCAGAUCAUGGACCCUGUCACCGAGUACAUCCAAUCAUUUGUUGCGACUGCGCUCGAGCCCAUGCCACCUACUGUGCCGCUGCUGACCAUCAUCCGAUUGACGGAAUGCAUCAUGGAGGAAGUCCAGAAGCGCGGAUGUCCGCCGGCUGAAUCGUUUGUGUUCACACUGCGGUUGAAGAUGUGGCCGAUUUUCCAGAAAGAAAUGGCCGAUCAUGUUGAGGCUAUGAAGAGAUUAGCGGAAGGAGCAACCGCUGGUUACUUUAGCCGGGCUGUUGCGACUACCGACGCGUUAGUCGCCACCAUAAGCCAGCGGUACACGGCGAUGUUCAACUCAUUCGUGACCUUGACCGAUCAAGCCGAGGAGACGAUGAUCUUUUCCAAUCUGUUACGGCUGAGACAAGAGCUAUUAAGGCUGAUAGCUCGGCACACGGAGCAGAACCAGGACCCGAUCACCAAAGCCACUGCGCAAUCCGCCAUCUACGAGCAACUGUUGCAAGGCCUCAGCGGAGCAGCCAAUCUCGGCGCCCAUCCCAAGUCCCAGCAAGAGAUCGCGUUCUGGUCGAACCUCGACGAGGAGGCGCGACGGAAGAUUGCUUCGCGGAAUCAGCAGCGCACAGCAGGCGGCAAAUAGAGGAUGAUGAUGGCACAGCAUGUUUGGUAUUUGAUUAGUGGUAUUACAAUGCAUCAAGACAGAGCGCCCAUUAUUCUCUAUAAUCAUAUAUAUGCAUAACUCAGCACGCAGCCUUUUUACU